Mytilus trossulus (common blue mussel) is the source of this 720-nucleotide messenger RNA. RefSeq names its product complement C1q tumor necrosis factor-related protein 4-like. Gene Ontology annotation, molecular function: protein binding. The record is from RefSeq and is a predicted model, not a curated record. Bases 55 to 696 code for a protein of 213 amino acids. The transcript is spliced from 2 exons. Lineage: Eukaryota; Metazoa; Mollusca; Bivalvia; Mytilida; Mytilidae.
UUAAUUUUUAAGUACACAGUCGGAGAGAAGAAAACAAUUCUUGAACUUGUAACUAUGGUACUAAGAGGGAUUUUGCUUCAAUUUUUAGUAAUUACGAUUAUGAAAUACGCGAAAGGACAAAAUAGUGACAACUCUUCUACUGAGAUACCACUACUGGACAAUCUAAAUAUGCCUUUAGUUGCUCUGUUCGAUACCACAAAACUUAACGAGGUGUUGAGGGCCGCUAUUAAGAAGACAGUAGAUAUCAUGAACGAGAUUAUUCCUCGGAUAAAACAGGCUGUUAUUAACGACAUUGGAUACGAACCUGGACGAGAAAAUGAAAGGCCAGCUUUUACAGCAUCGCUUACAUCACAUAAGUAUCUUGCUGGAUAUGAAGUUAUUAUAUUUGACAAAGUAUGGUUAAACAUGAGUGGAGCUUAUGAUAACGACACUGGAGUUUUUACUGCGCCCAAAACGGGACUCUACUCUAUUUCAACAACGGUUAUGUCUCAUCAUAACAGCCAUUUACACUGCUUUCUGUGGAAAAAUAAUGAGAGAAUGGUCCUGGCUUUCGGUAAUGAUUUUUCGACUGGGACUCUGAAUGUUGUGAUGGUAUUAAAGAAGAGUGACACAGUUUAUGUCAAACACGCCGCUGGUUCGGAAAGAAUUUUUGGAGAUCAAAGGUCGACAUUUUCCGGAUACCUAAUUACCGAGUAAAAAAAACUUUUAGAAGAAAUUGAU